AUGAGAACACUCGUUCUCCUUUUUCUGCUUGCUUUGUGCGUAAAUGCUGGUUUCUUCGACACCAAAUUCGGUAAACAUCUGAAGAAACUUGCGAAUAAGAUCAAGGAUAGCUUUAACACCACCGCUAUGUUAAGAAUACGUGAAAAAAUCGAUAGAAUGACGGAAAAAAUAAAGAAGAAGCUAACGCUACGUCCUGAGCAAAAAGCGAUCCUAGGGGAACUUCUCAAGCGAUUAAAUCCCUUGAAAACAAACAAUUCGCUUGAUUUUUCAAUUCAACGAGUUAAUGAAAGAAGUGGUGUGGGACAAUUACUCUAUCAGGGUGACAUCGCAUUAAGAGAGGAACAAUUCGACUCAUUCGUAACGGAUGAAUUCGCUGACGAUGACGAUGACGACGAAGGACGCGAGAAACGCCAGGCAGCGUUCCGUAAUCAGUAUUAUCCAUUGAAUAUUUGGUCAGAAGGCAUUGAUUACUACUUCCAUUCGAGUUCAACUCGUUCGGUGAGAAGUGUAUUUAAGAAGGCAGCAGAAGCAUGGCAAAAGGAUACAUGUAUUGAUUUCCGUGAGAACAGUCGAGCUGAACACAGGGUUCGUGUCACCGUACAAACUGGAUGUUGGUCUAUGAUUGGAAGAGAUGGUGGUGAACAGGAUUUGUCAUUAGGAAAAGACUGUGACAAUAUCGGCACAGCCGCACACGAGAUUGGUCACGCUAUAGGCCUGCUCCAUACUCACUCCAGACACGAUCGCGACAAUUACGUCACACUGAACACACACAAUAUCCAGCCAGGAUGGAUGAGUGAAUUCGCAAAACAAUCUCGUGCUAGAAAUGAAAAUUACGGAAUGCCGUACGAUUACGGAAGUGUAAUGCAUUAUCCGCCAUACGGACCUCCAUCGAUAAACGGACAACCUACGAUGAUUCCACAUGAUCCGGCAUACAUGGAAUCGCUUGGAUCACCGCUUAUAUCCUUCCUUGAGCUGCUCAUAGUUAACAAACAUUACGGUUGCACAAAGAUUUGUGAAUCCGCACGUUCAUCCGCAAAUUGUCAAAUGGGCGGAUUCCCACAUCCUCGAGAUUGUUCCAAAUGUGUUUGCCCUAGUGGUUACGGUGGCCGACUAUGUAAUGAGAGGCCGUCAGGAUGUGGAAAAGUGGUCGAAGCGUCCUCCUCUCCUCAAACUAUUGUCGUCGAAGCCGGGGAUCGUAGAGCAGGGCAGCGAUUCAGAGAAGACAUGACUAUAUGUAACUACUGGAUUAAGGCACCAGAAGGAUCAAAGAUAGAAGUGAAGAUCACUGAAAUGCCGAAUGGUCUCGCAACACACGGAUGCCAAGCUUGGGGAGUUGAAAUCAAGACUCACUCAGAUCCGCGUUUUACUGGCUACAGGUUCUGCGCUGAAGAGGAUGUUGGAGUUACAAUGGUGUCAAAAACGAAUAUCGUGCCGGUUGUUAUCUACAACAGAUACUACAUAACCCAAGUUAAAAUCGAAUACCGUAUCGAUGUUCUGCUCUUCUGCGAACCAGGAAUUUCUGCAGGAGUAACAUCUUCAAGUUAUCCCUUAAACGAGCAAUUUGUCCGAAAUUAUGCGGAUUCUGCUGAAUUCACCAAGUGUUUAUAG
Necator americanus (New World hookworm) is the source of this 1608-nucleotide messenger RNA. RefSeq lists its product as uncharacterized. NCBI's taxonomy places the organism in Eukaryota, Metazoa, Nematoda, Chromadorea, Rhabditida, Ancylostomatidae. The transcript is spliced from 14 exons. Bases 1 to 1608 code for a protein of 535 amino acids. Gene Ontology annotation, biological process: proteolysis; molting cycle, collagen and cuticulin-based cuticle. The record is from RefSeq and is a predicted model, not a curated record. Gene Ontology annotation, molecular function: zinc ion binding; metalloendopeptidase activity.